UUUUUUGCCCUGUUCUUUUUCAGAUUAACUAUAUAAUAAUUGAGUUAUGGAAUUAAAUUUAAAUUUUCUCUUAUAUAUGAUUUUUAUUGGACAGUUUUAUGAUUGAACUGAUUUGUGGGGUUUUGUGAGUGUAUGUUGCUCAUUUUGAUGAUCCAGUUUAAUUAUACUUGUUAUAAUCUUUAUUUUAAUAUAAAUAGUGGAUUUAAUGUUUUUUUUUUUAUUGAUUGAUUUGAAAUCUUUAGGUAUGUAUAAGAAAUUGGGGUUUUAGAUCUUAUUAGUUAGUAAAUUGAGUUGGAAGUUUGGAUUUUUUUGGGGUUUUACUUCCGAUAUAUUUAUUUUCUAUAAGCUUAUUAAGUAUAUUACAAUGUUAUUCAUCUAUAAUUUUAUGGGUUUUUGUUUAUUUGUUGUCAUGAAGGUUUAGGUAUUUAUAUGAAUGAAAAUUGUUUAUGGUCUCAUAGACCCUAAGACUUAGGUAGGGCCAAGGGAUUUAUAAUAUUUUCUAUGAAAAUCUUUUUGUGAUUGGAUGUAAAAUGAUAAGCUGCCUAUUGGGAAUUUGCCUGAACUCCUUAGCAAACACGGUUAUUGACCGGUUUAUGGUGAUUAGUGGUAAGGUUGCGCACAUUUGAUCCUCUCUAGACUUGUUUGUCCUAUGAGAUCUAUAUUGAGUGGUGGUUGUUGAUACUUGUUAGCUUAUAUGAGUUUUCCUUCUUUUACCUUUGGGAUUAUGUUUGAAAAAGUAGCCAAUCGUCUGCACAAGCACGGUAACUGGAUACUUUCCUCUAUGUCAUCAUCUAGUUUUUCAAGGGACCAAUCUUACUUGAUGAGUGCAAAUAAACUCUAUAAAGUUUAAUGAGUGCAUUAGAGAAACUGCGGGAGUAGACCUUGAUGUACUUGUGCCAUUUUGUGGUCCAAAUAAAUACUGUAAAGUUGAAUGUCACUUUUGCUCGCUUUUCUAUCUACCUUUUAUGAAUGCCUUUGAUGGUAAUUUUUUUUUAAAAAAAAAUCACUGCAUUUGUGGAGGCUCAAUUGUGCUCUCCAUCUUCUUUUAUCUUGUCUUUCUUGAGUGGCUUAAACCUUUACAUGUUUUGAUAGGUAGUGUUGUCUUCUGCAGAAGUGGCAUCAUGUAUUAAAUCAUUGCGUAAAUUAGUCAUUGGCUAGUGUUCGGUGAAGAAGUUGGUUGAGUCUCUUAGUGGCUUGAAAAUUGUGAGAUUUAUGUAAUAUUGUUCAAGUUUUGGGUGUAGCAUGUUCAUGGCCUUUCAGUGUUUUUAUAAAAGAGGGCCUCAACGAAGCACUGGUGGAGGUGAAGAUAUUAAGCCUCGAUUAAAGUCUUCUGAAAUAGUGGAAGUUCAGUUGGAUACAAACUGGGAUGAUAUAUCUUGUCCAGUAUGCUUGGAUUAUCCUCAUAAUAGUGUGCUGCUUCAAUGCUCAUCUUAUGAUAAAGGAUGUCGUUCAUAUGUGUGCGACACCAAUCACUUGCAUUCAAACUGCUUAGAUCGCUUCAAAACUGCAUAUGGGAUACCUUCACAAUCAAAUUCACCACCAACAUCAUUUUCAGUGGGAAAUGAAAAUUCAGCUGCAGUAGUUCCUGAAAGCAAUUGUAAGCCAACUUGUCCAUUAUGUAGAGGGGAGGUAAAUGGUUGGGUUGUUAUUGAUAAGGCCCGAGAGUAUCUGGAUCAGAAAAAGCGUUAUUGUGAAGAGGAACGAUGUUCUUUUGUUGGUACUUUUUCGGAGCUUCAAAAACAUGCUCAAGAAGAACACCCUGAUUCCCGUCCAUCAAAAAUUGAUCCUGCACGUCAGCUUGACUGGGAUAAUUUCCAGCAGUCAUCAGAAAUGGUGGAUGUUCUUAGUACCAUUCAUUCAGAAGUUCCGCGUGGAGUUGUUCUGGGUGAUUAUGUGAUUGAAUAUGGUGACGAUGAUACAGCAGACGAGUUCGAGGACUUCCCUGGUGAUGAAGGAAAUUGGUGGACGUCAUGUAUCCUGUAUCAAGUAUUUGAUAAUCUCCGCAAUAGUCGAAAUAGGAGGAGGUCAAGAAAUAACGAUACAAGAAGAGGAAGCCGCCGUUCUAGCAAUGAUACGUCAAAUUCAGAUGAUGGCUCUGUGACAUCUGUAGAAUUUCCAGACUAUAGAGGAGAUGAGUUUGAUGAUGAAUUUAUACACUCCAGAGGUCCUGCAAGAAGUAAUUUUAAUCGCCGAAGGUUAAUUGUACUGCAUUGUUGGUUACAAUCCUGUCAUUCUAUCUCUUUGCCCUCACUCACUUGCUUGAUAAAAGUUCUCGAAGAAGACGCUCCCGCUUCUAUGACCAUUAGGUGCAUUCGUGCAUAACUUGUUGAAGCUGAGGGGGAAUGAUGAAAAAGCCGAAGCAGAAAAGAGUACUGUGAUGUUAUCUACAGCACCCUGUCUUCCGCUGCAAUCAGCUUAUGUCAACAAUCUCAACAUUCAUAAUCAGCUCAUCUAGUUAGAUAUGAAAUCCUAGAUGUUAAUGGAUUUUAGUUCUAGAUAUAAUUUUUUUUCAUUGAUUAGUCCUCCUUUUUCCGUUGCUUCGAAUGGAAUUUUAGAGAUAAAAAAUAUCUGGGUUUUGUUUGCCUUUUGUAAGAAACUUUGGGGUAAUGCAUGUACAUAUUUCAUGGUAAAUAUUAGAUUUUGCUUUCCUUUGCUUA
This is a messenger RNA of Chenopodium quinoa (quinoa), 2657 nucleotides long. RefSeq lists its product as uncharacterized. NCBI's taxonomy places the organism in Eukaryota, Viridiplantae, Streptophyta, Magnoliopsida, Caryophyllales, Amaranthaceae. The transcript has 4 exons. The record is from RefSeq and is a predicted model, not a curated record. The coding region runs from base 1243 to 2322 and encodes 359 amino acids.